AUGUGCCGAGCUCCGCGGAAUUCCCCCAACGCCGACUCAGGGCUGCGUUCUCGCCCCCAAAGGUGGGAUUUGGCGGUGGGAUAUGACGGUCGCGAUGGUUGCUCGGCCCCGAGUUUUGACCGUGCGGGUGCCACAACCUAUAUGCCUAAGGCAGAUUCCGACAGCUACGUACAUCCCGGCAGCCCGGGCUCGGUCGGUUUCUGUUCGGCCUUCCUGUAUAGAAACUCCCGCCGAACUGAAGUGCGCAACAUGGUUCUCUUGGCUUCCACGUCUGAAAGUCGGUUGUUGGGAAUUCCCCGCGGUUCGCUUUGCCUGCGAAUUAUCGAGGGCCCUCAAGCCGGCGAGUUAAUUCGUCUGAACGCAGCGAAGUGCACGCUCGGAACCGACCCGAGCUGCACCGUGCAGGUGGUCGCCGAAGGCAUUGCCUCGGUCGGCUGUAUUAUCCUCCGCGGCGCUUCGCGAACCAUGGUCCGCAGUUGGCAGGGAACCGUGAAGCUGAACGGUCGUCGAUUGGCAACCGCUCAGCUAAACGUCGGCGAUCGACUGGUAAUUGGUCCGCUGGCCCUGGAAGUCGUCUCGCUGAACGAAGCUGGUUCGACUGAGGAGGGGACACCCCCGAGCGACGAACGGAUCACCCAAGACGCUCCGUCCUCCAGUGCAAGUCCUCGCAUUCGUACCACCGAUCAACUAGUCGAACGCUUCCGUCAACGAGAACAACUGCAACGACAACGAGCGCGCCGCAUGGUUUCGGCCCUGCGUGAAACUCGCGGGCGCUUGAACGAUUUGGAAUUCCAACGUCUGCAAGACGAGCAAGAGCUGACUGACCUUCGCCUGGCCGGCCACCAUCAGAGCGAUCGACUGCAGCAGUUGGACGACGACGCACAACGCUUGGCAAGCCAAGAAAGCGAAUUCGAAGCUCGCCGGACUGAAGUCGAAGAGCGACUCCAACGCCAGGAACAGAAGCUCAACGAGCUUCGUCUUAAGUACGAACAACAAUCGUCUGCACUUCGAAUGCAGCAAACUGCGUGGGAAGAUACCCGAAGCGACAGCGAGCAGAGUCUGUAUCAACAGCAGACGCAACUCGAUCGACGGGAAGCCGAGUUCGAAAGCAAGCAGCGAACCCUGGAAGCUCGCAGCGAACAACUCGAACAGCAACAGGCCGGUAUCGAUCAACAGCUCAUCGAUCUGGCCAACGUCAAGCGACAGGUGAACGAGGCUGAGGAAUCGCUGGCCUCGCGCCGAGAGAUUCUGGAUACCGAUCGACAACGGUGGCAGCAGACUGAAACCAACCGCCGGCAUCAGCUCGACGCCUGGCAAAAGAACGUGGCCGAUCGCGAACGGGAGAUUGGCGCCCAGCGGGAAACAAUCGAGCAGCGCGAAGCAGAGAUUCAACGCCAAGCCGAUGAGAUUGCCCGUCAGCAGUCCGCACUCGAGCAGCGGCAACAAGAACUCGACGCUCGCCAGCAAACGCUGGAGGUGCGCGAGACGGAAGUUGCCGAAAACCGCAAGGCGAUCGAACAGCAACGGGAAUCGGUAGGUUCUCAACGCCAAGAAUUCGAGAAGGCCGACGCCGCCUGGCGAGAGGAGCACCGCGCCGAACGGCACCGCCUGGAACAAUGGGCCGCAGGGCUCGAAAGCCGUGAACGUGAAGCCUCGAUGCAGCGGGACGAGACCGACCGUCGUCAGACUGAUCUUGAUGAAUGGGGUAACGCGCUUACCGAACAGCAAGCCGCACUCGACGCCCAACGUCGCGAGCACGAGACGCAGGUGCAACAGCUCGAACACCGCCGCAGCGAGUUCGAUCAGGAAUUCGAUCGCCGCGACGCCGAACUUCACAAAGCCCACGAACAGCGUCAGCGGGAGAUUGAUGAACUCCGCAGUUCGCUCGAAGCCCAUCGGGCCGAGCUGGACAAGAAAGCCGAACUGCUGGCCAACAAUCAGCAAGAGGCUCAGCGUCGUCAGCAAGAGCUUUCCGCUGAGUGGGAAAAGCUGCAGCGGCAACAGCAUGCCUGGAACACCCAGCAGCAGGAACAGAGCACAUGUCUGACCGAGUGGAAUCAGGCACUAGAAGCUCGCGAACAAGAAAUCGCCGCUCGGCUGGAGUCGGUCGAGCACCGCCAGGCCGAGCUGGAACGUCAGGCCAGCGAAAUUGCCGCCGAGAAAGCGGCACUCGACGAGCAAAAGCACUCGCUCGAUUCCGACGAUCACCAACUUCACCAGCGUCGCCAAGAACUGGAACAGGAGUUCCAGCGUCGCAGUGAAGAACUGACUCAAUCGAUCGAAACGCGGGAGCGCGAACUUAGCGAAGCCCAGUCGGCGUUCGAAUCACACCAGCAGGAGGUGAAUGAAAAAGCCAAGUCGCUCGCCCGGCAGCAUCAGGAACUCGAGGGCCGUUGGAACCAACUGCAGUGCGAGGCCGACGAACUUCAACUGCAGCAAUCCACCUGGACCCACGAGUGCCACGCCGAACAGCAGCGGCUCGAGCAGUGGAAGGAAGGGCUGACCAAGCGUGAACGCGAGGUCUCCGUCCAGCGAGAAUCGUUCGACCGCCGGCAAGAAGACCUCGACGCCUGGGGCAACACGCUCGCUGAACAGCAGCAGGGAUUCGAAGAGCAACAAGCCAAGCUGCAGAGCGAACGCGAGUUGCUGGAAAUCGAACAGCGUAAGAGCCGGGAACAACGUGAGCAGCUUCAGAGUCAGUCCAGCGAAGAACUGACGGCUCGUGAGCAGGAAUUGUCCCGACGUGGCGAAGAACUCGAGCGUCGCGAGAGCGAGCUGAACGCAAAGCUAAAGUCAGUCGAAGACCGGCACGGCGAGCUGGCCCAGCGCGGCGAAGAACUCGAUGCCCGACAUGCGGAGAUCGAGCAAGCCCGCGAGCGACUAGAGGCCGAUCGCGCGAAGAUUGAGGCACAAGCCCGCGAGGCCGCCGCUGCGGAAACUCAGGAUAGCCAGCAGCGUUUGCAGGAACUUGAGGCCGGUCAGCAAGAAAUCGACGAGCUGCGAGAGUCGCUCAUCAAGUCGCGGCAGGAACUCGAUCAACGCGCCAACGCCAUCUCCACGGAACGCGAUGCCGUUCAAGCCGCUCGUGAGAAGGUCGAACGCGACCGGGAAUCCUGCGAAGCCCGCGCCCGCGAGUUGGAGCGGACCCAACUUGAGGUGGCCGAGCAACGCACCGAGCUUGAAUCGCGACAGCAGGAAAUUGAAGAGCUGCGCAAUCAGACCCAAGCCCGGGAAGACGCGCUUGAGGCCCGUGCUCAAGAACUCGAAGCGCAAGCCACGCAACUUGAAGAGGCCAAGCGAGAGGGCCAACAGCUUCAAGUUGAGCAGGGCAAUGAAGCGAUUCGCGAUCUUCAAGAACAAGUUGAAGCUGGUGAACGCGAGCUGAGCGAAAGAACCAGCGAACUCGCGGCCCAACGAGACGAAAUCACACGGCUGAAGACCGACUUCGAAGAUCUGACGGCCGAGUUGACCCGUCAGCGGGAGGAGUCGUCGCGGUUGCAGCGCGAACUUGACGAGGUUCAAGCCGAGGCGACACAGACCGUCCAGAUGGAUGAGAUCCGUCGCGCGAGAGCCCUCGACUUCAGCGAGCAGGAGCAGAUUCUGACCGAGUGGAAUGCCGCGGUCGGGCAACGCGAAGAGACGGUGUCUGAGCGCGAAGCUGAACUUACCCACUUACAACAAGAGAUCGAGAUUACUCAGCAGAAGAUCGAACAGGGCAAAGCCGAUCUCCAGACAUCGUGCGACGAACUCGAACAGCAACGCUCCGAGUUGGAGCAGCAACGGCGACAGUUGCGUGAGCAGCAAGAAGCCCUUGAGGCAUCCAACACAGCGGCGUCCGCAGCUUCUGAGCCGCAAGCUUACGACCCGCGGCAGACACAAGUGCUCGACGAGGACGAAUCCGCAUUCACUCACGCGGUACCCGACGACGAAGAUACGCCCAACGGUGAAAUGGAGUUCACGCAGCCCAGUUCGGAAGCCCCCACCGAUACGGCCAGUGUUCUGGCCAAGUUUGGCUACUCGAACGAAGGCGACCAAGAGGAGAAGCCGAGCACGCAAAUACCGCAGCGUCAGCCGCAGUCUGUCGAAACUCCGGCCGGCGAGUCGAAGCCGGAAGCUGAAGCUGGCGAAGACGACGAGUCGAUCGAUGAUUACAUGGCCCGACUGCUGGAGCGGAUGCGGGAGAAGAGCGGUUCGUCGGCCGCCAGCACCCCGGUGGUUAAGCCGCAGCCGGCUCAGGAAGCCGCCAGCGAUGAGCCUAAAGAGAAGCGAGUACCGCGAGUGGAACGCCGUACGCGUCCCCGACCGCGACGAUCGGUGGAAGAGAGCCGCAACGAACUCAAGGCGAUGCGCGAGCUGGCCAAUCUCAGCGCACAAUCGGCCAUCACCAGUUACACGCAACGCUCGCUGCGGCAAAGCGUGUUCAGUAAGGAAUCAACACGCUCACCUUCUAUAGCGGGUUGUUCGCUCUCGGUAUCGCCCUCAUCUGGGGCUUCCAGUACGCCAUGA
This is a messenger RNA of Cladocopium goreaui, 4506 nucleotides long. The record is from the annotation of a GenBank genome assembly. Lineage: Eukaryota; Dinophyceae; Suessiales; Symbiodiniaceae.